Diachasma alloeum is the source of this 2115-nucleotide messenger RNA. RefSeq lists its product as uncharacterized. Bases 1 to 2115 code for a protein of 704 amino acids. NCBI's taxonomy places the organism in Eukaryota, Metazoa, Arthropoda, Insecta, Hymenoptera, Braconidae. The record is from RefSeq and is a predicted model, not a curated record. The transcript is spliced from 5 exons.
AUGAACAUCUGGGGAGGAAUCAUUGGUGAUGAAGUCCACAUUUAUCACUUACCAGAACGUCUCGACUCAGCCGAGAACAUUAGCAGUCUCACAGUCGAGGAGUCGGACGGCCAGGAGAAAAUCAUCGAAGGAGAAUGGAAUGAAUUUCUCAUCAUCCAAGACAAACUCAGCGAGAACCUCCUGUCAACUCAUCAACAUAUUCUUCAGAGCAUCUAUCAGAGGGCUUCAACGCUGAAGAAAAUCUGCCUCAAACUCAUCUGCCAGCUCAAGGGAAUCAUCAAGAAGAGGGAAUCAACGAGUACAUCAACAACAUCAGUACGCCUCAAGGAGGCUCUCAAGGGACAGGCAGCAAAUGUUAUCGACACCUUCACGGUGACCGAUGAGAAUUAUGAGAAGGCUUGGCAGGGGCUAGUGAGGAAAUAUGAGGAUCCCAGACUCAUCGCUCAAGCACUGUUCAAUAGGAUCCUUAACCUCCCGAAGAUCACCAAGGCAACUGCGGAGAACCUCAACGCCAAUGCAGCGAAAGCCCUUGAGACGAGAGAUCAGCUGAUCACUAUGACAGGCUUGUCCAAGGAGAGAGUCAGUGAGCAGAUGAUCGUUCAUCUAUUGAGGAAAUCCUUGUAUGCUGAAAAUCUCAGAGCAUGGAAAUUGAAGCUAGGAGAUUCCAAGGACUUCCCAACGCUGGAGAAGUUCAGCGGCUUCGUUGAAUCCUGCGCAAGAGGAAUCAAUGCUGGAGCCAAGCUGACCACCGAGCCUCUAGCAUCACCAGUCAAGAAGCAAGGAGCAACUCAACGUCAGAGAAAGGCUCACCUAGCAGUAACUCGACAGAAGGAGCCAGGAGACCCCACCAGACCGCUCCCCAAGGAGCACUGUGACUACUGCAAGGGACCACAGUUCAUCGCGAAUUGUCAGAGGUUCGUCGACCUGUUCCCCGUCAAGAGGAAUGAGUUCAUGGUCAGCACAAGGCUCUGUUUCAACUGCUUGGGCCCACAUCUAUUCUCAAAGUGCAGGUCCACCAAGACGUGUUUCAGCUGCAAGCGCAGGCAUCACAUGCUCAUCCAUGGUGGAAACACGUACACCAACGGCAGAGAUGCUGAGCAGGCAGCUCCAGUGGACCCAACAAGUGGAGAAAAUCCACAGACGGUCCAACCAGGAACGAGCUGGGCUGAGUCAUCUAGAGCAUCACCAACACGACUCAUCACCAAUCAGGCGAUCAGUACCUCAAUAUCGCCUGUCAUCAAAGAGCAAAUCACCAAGCAGCCAAUCAUCGAGCAGAGCAGUCAUCAUUCAGUAGCUGAUCAGCAAUAUGUACUUCUAGCAACAGCCCAAGUACGAGCACGAUCUCAAAAGGGCUUCCUUCUCAAAGCAAAGUUAAUCGGAAUACGAGAGACCAACUCCGGUUACACGAGAGGAGCAGUAUCAGUACUGCUUCAAGCAGUCGAUGGACUUCAACAGCAAGUGCAAAUCAAUGCCCACAUAGACAAGAAACUCACCGUCAAGCUACCAUCAUUCUCGUGCUCACCAACGUGGAUCGACCCUCCACAAGGUCUUCAACUAGCUGAUCCAGACUAUCUAAAACCUGGUCCAAUAGACAUCAUCAUAGGGACUGACAGCUAUAGGGGGAUCAUCAAAAGCAGAGUCGUCAGGUCCAGAAACACUCAAUUAGUUGGCCAACAACCAAUAUUUGGUUGGAUACUAUCAGGUCCAAUCGAAUGCAGUGGUUGUUCACCGAGGUUUUCUCAAUCGACCGUAAAGGAAUCUUCAAACGAGCAACUACAAGAGCUUCUUCAAAGAUUUUGGCACCAGGAGGAAUUACCAAAAAAUUCCAACUCAUCAGCAGAGCUAUCAUCAGAUGAAAUCGAGGGUGAGAAAUUCUUCAAGUCCACACACACCAGAGAUGAAACUGGGCGCUAUAUCCUCAGACUUCCUCUACGGACCUCACCAACAGCGCUCGGAGAGUUUAAAUUUAAGGCCUCACGUCAACUCCAGUCAGUUGCACGUCGUCUCCAGACAGACGAAUCAUAUUCUCAGCUCUACAGAGAAUUCAUCAACGAGUAUGAGGCACUGGGACACAUGCGCAAAGCCCCAGAAGCAGCAGAACCCGCCACAGCAUAG